Molecule: messenger RNA, 2847 nt
Organism: Marmota monax (woodchuck)
Lineage: Eukaryota; Metazoa; Chordata; Mammalia; Rodentia; Sciuridae
Gene: Antxr2
Product: ANTXR cell adhesion molecule 2
Exons: 18
Coding region: 722-2185 (487 amino acids)
Cellular component (GO): membrane
Molecular function (GO): signaling receptor activity
Source: RefSeq, a predicted model, not a curated record
CCUCCGGCGCACACUGACACAUUAGCCUGGAGCUGGCCCCAGCGCGCUCUGGGUCUUGGCGGGGCUUCUGUCAAGCCGCUGGCCCCAGGGCACGCUCCGCCUCCUCAGCUUAAGGGGACGGCCUGGCCCAGCUGUGAGGGAUCCAAGCCGAGCACAGGGAAGAAAGUUUUGCAGCGCGGAGGGGAGUUGGGCCGCGGGAGGAAGGAAACCAAAAGAGGAGGGUCUCCACUCCAAGUUUGUUUGGCGGUCGCCGCGAUCGUGGGGCGCCUGUCCCGGAGCUCACCGUAGCGGCCAGACUUUAGCCUUCCGGGCGGAUGGGACUCUCUGUUCGGGUCCGAGACCGGCGCUAGAGGCUCGGUCAGGGGCCGGGGAGGAACUUGUCUUGCGAGCUGUCGCUGUGGGCCUUUAUUGUCUGCAGGAACUCUCCGGAAUCGGGAGGGGGAGGACUGGAUCGCGCUUCCACUGGGAUUCGUCAAGAGUUCCGGCGGCAGCUGUGGCUGCUGCGGAGACUCCCUUUGUCCUCUCAGGACCUCCCUCUCUCCCUCUCUCCCUCCCUCUAUCAGUUGGUGGGUCCAGCUGACCCGGGUGCCGGCGCCCCAGCUGCUCUCAGCGCUCCCAUCCCAGAGCCAGUCCCUGGUGACUCCAGCCUCGGUUGCUUAUUUACCCUGCCGAGCCCAGGGGGCUAAGAGCAGGAGGGAGUCUAAGGCCCCCCGGCCACAGGAUGGUGACCCGACGGUCUGCGGCCCGCAGCUCCGGGAGCUGGCUGUUCCCAGGGCUGUGGAUUGUGGUGCUCAGCGGUCCUGGGGGGCUGCUGCACGCGCAGGAGCAGCCGUCUUGCAGAAGAGCCUUUGAUCUCUACUUCGUCUUGGACAAGUCUGGGAGUGUGGCAAAUAACUGGAUUGAAAUUUAUAAUUUUGUCCAGCAACUUACUGAGAGAUUUGUGAGCCCUGAAAUGAGAUUAUCUUUCAUUGUGUUUUCUUCUCAAGCAACCAUCAUUUUGCCAUUAACUGGAGACAGAGACAAAAUCAAUAAAGGUUUGGAAGAUUUAAAAAGUGUUAGUCCAGUGGGAGAGACAUAUAUCCAUGAAGGACUAAAGCUAGCGAAUGAACAAAUUCAGAAAGCAGGAGGCUCAAAAACCUCCAGUAUCAUAAUUGCUCUGACAGAUGGUAAGUUGGACGGUCUGGUGCCAUCAUAUGCAGAGAAAGAGGCAAAGAUAUCCAGGUCACUUGGUGCUAAUGUUUAUUGCGUUGGUGUCCUUGAUUUUGAACAAGCUCAGCUCGAAAGAAUUGCCGAUUCCAAGGAACAAGUUUUCCCUGUCAAAGGUGGAUUUCAGGCUCUUAAAGGAAUCAUCAAUUCUAUACUAGCUCAGUCAUGUACUGAAAUCCUGGAAUUGAGGCCCUCAAGUGUCUGUGUGGGGGAGGAAUUUCAGAUUGUUCUGAAUGGAAGAGGCUUCAUGUUGGGGAGUCGGAAUGGCAGUGUCCUCUGUACCUACACUGUCAAUGAAACAUACACCAUGAGUGUAAAACCAGUAAGUGUGCAGCUUAAUUCUAUGCUUUGUCCUGCACCUAUCCUGAAUAAAGCUGGAGAAACUCUUGAUGUUUCAGUGAGCUUUAAUGGAGGAAAAUCUAUCAUUUCAAGCACACUAAUAGUCACAGCCACAGAAUGUUCUAACGGGAUUGCAGCCAUCAUUGCUAUUUUGGUGUUAUUGUUACUCUUGGGCAUGGGUUUGAUGUGGUGGUUUUGGCCCCUUUGCUGCAAAGUGGUUAUCAAGGAUCCUCCUCCACCACCACCACCUGCACCAAAAGAGGAAGAAGAAGAACCUCUGCCCAACAAGAAAUGGCCAACUGUGGAUGCUUCUUAUUAUGGUGGUCGAGGGGUUGGAGGAAUUAAGAGAAUGGAGGUUCGCUGGGGUGAUAAAGGAUCUACUGAGGAAGGUGCGAGGUUAGAGAAAGCCAAAAAUGCUGUGGUGAAGAUUCCUGAAGAAGAGGAACCCAUCAGGCCUAGGCCACCUAGACCCAAACCCACUUACCAGCCUCCACAGACAAAGUGGUAUGCACCAAUUAAGGGUCCUCUUGAUGCACUCUGGGCUUUGUUGCGGCGGCAGUAUGACCGGGUUUCCUUGAUGCGACCUCAGGAAGGAGAUGAGGGCCGGUGCAUAAACUUCUCCAGAGUUCCAUUUCAGUAAAGGAAAGCAAGAAGACCAAGAAGAAAAACCACCAUCGUGUCACGUCGACGAUGCCAGAUUAUGUUAGCGUGAGCAGAAACACUGUGGGGGAGGAAGAAGGCAGCAGCUGAAGAAAACAGCUCAAAUGAUCUAGUCACUUUCGAUACUGUACUUCAGAUGCGAAAUGGAUAUUCGACUCGAAACCUGACAAAGCGCGCCGGCUUUGAUGUGAACUGGUAUAGACAAUGACCAGUGGCCGGGUCAGUGGGAUGUCUCUCUGUGAGCACAAAGGCUUAUCAAAUGACACUAAAAAUAAGUUCAACAACCAUCACAUUGGAAGGGAGAAGGCGAACAUUUCAUGUUUGGCGGGCAUAUGAGUGCACAAGAUGGAAUGAACGAUUUGGAGCAUCCUGGUAUAAUUACCCCCAUUGUGCUUUUAAUGGAAAUUUCAGAGGAUGGGGAAUGAUUCUGUUGGUUGGUGUCCAGGUUUUUGGCACAGCUCCAAGAAACCUUAUGUACACACACAAAUAUAUGUAUAUGUACACACACAUGCACACACAUACAUACACCCCACACUUAUGUAUUCUCUGGCUUGAAUCUUUUGCUCAAGUUUAUUUAUGUCACUGGCUGGCUGGAUCCAAAGUCAUGUGUCCACAUAUUCAUAAAUAAAAUUUUUAUCUGUG